Messenger RNA from Drosophila serrata, 5231 nucleotides. Its product is annotated as Inhibitor of growth family, member 3. NCBI's taxonomy places the organism in Eukaryota, Metazoa, Arthropoda, Insecta, Diptera, Drosophilidae. Gene Ontology annotation, cellular component: NuA4 histone acetyltransferase complex. The record is from RefSeq and is a predicted model, not a curated record.
GUAGCAGAAGCGGUUUGUUUGGCGGGCCACAAAUCCCAACCCCAAGACCGGGCAACGUGUAUUGCCAGCAGUGCUGGAAAACGCAAUACUUCGAAGGUUUCAAGCACUGAACUAUCGAUAACUUUGUAAGUGCGACCAGUUUAGAUCGUGAUAGAUUCUUUUACGAUAAAUACUGAAAAUUCGGCGUUUUGAAGGUAAAACUUUGCAGGCACACUGCCGCUAAUUGAGUGAAAAUCAUCUUGCAAAAAUAGUUCGUAAAUUGAUGCUGCCUGCUUUCUUGGACCUAGCAGCAACACCGAACAUGCUCCACCUGGAGAUGUUCGAGCCCCCAGGAGUUGCGGGAGCUCUUCACAGAGAUGCGCGAGCUCGAUCUUGCAGUGCAAAAUAACAUGUACUCGCUGGACAAGAAGGCGCACCUCUUCUCAAGCAGUGCAAGCGCGACGAGCUGCAGAACGAGUCCACGGACACGGAGUUCCACAGCCUGCGCGGUGAGUACUUCAAGAUGGCUUCCCGGAGCUGAACCACCGCAGCCACUGCUCUGCUGCUGAUUAUGAACAAGGAGAACUAGUAGCGAGGCUAACUUGACCGACACCUUGGCCAACAGCUUCGCGGGCCACGUUGCGGGCUCUGGCGCCGGUACAGGCUCGGUAUAUUGGCUGCCCAAAUCUGUGCCAGCCAGCGACACCGGAAGCUGAAAAGCAACGCGAGACCAUCCGAACAGUGCGCCAAUUUCAACCACUCACUUCCCGUUGUUGCACCAGGAUAAACAACUGCCGCCGCUAGCCUCACAACCGCGCAAACCCAGGCGGCCACCACGCGUCACCGUGGCCGUGGGCGUGUGCCACAGACACAUACAACCUGCAUCAGCUUGGCGGAGCAGUCUCCGCUCCCAGUGCCAUUUGCGCAGCAAUAGUGACCACACAACUGAUGCAGCAGGGACGCAUAACGGCCAGUCUGAAGGCCAGCUUUGAGGCCAUCCAUGAAGCGGCUGGUACCACGGCCGAAUUUCGGUUGCAGCAGCCCGGCGGAGUGGCGGCCGGAACAGCUUUGGCCACCAGUGGUGCAUCAGGUGCCACUAGCAGCUCGCACCACCCUCACCACUGCCAGACGCACUACAACAGCCACGGGCAAGGACACCGCAGCCACAGCGGGACUGCAAUCAAUACCAGGAGUAGUUAAACACGGCCCUGGUUGUGCCCACAUGUCUGACUGUGCACAAAACUGGGCACCUCCACGUCUGGCGGCAACUCGAUGGGUAUGCUCUCCACGGCAUCAGCUGUGCCCUCGACGAAUCUCUCAGCCAGUGGCCGGGCCCACGGCUCGCUCUCGAUGGCGGUAGCAGAAGCGGUUUGUUUGGCGGGCCACAAAUCCCAACCCCAAGACCGGGCAACGUGUAUUGCCAGCAGUGCUGGAAAACGCAAUACUUCGAAGGUUUCAAGCACUGAACUAUCGAUAACUUUGUAAGUGCGACCAGUUUAGAUCGUGAUAGAUUCUUUUACGAUAAAUACUGAAAAUUCGGCGUUUUGAAGGUAAAACUUUGCAGGCACACUGCCGCUAAUUAAGUGAAAAUCAUCUUGCAAAAAUAGUUCGUAAAUUGAUGUUGCCUGCUUUCUUGGACCUAGCAGCAACACCGAACAUGCUCCACCUGGAGAUGUUCGAGCCCCCAGGAGUUGCGGGAGCUCUUCACAGAGAUGCGCGAGCUCGAUCUUGCAGUGCAAAAUAACAUGUACUCGCUGGACAAGAAGGCGCACCUCUUCUCAAGCAGUGCAAGCGCGACGAGCUGCAGAACGAGUCCACGGACACGGAGUUCCACAGCCUGCGCCGUGAGUACUUCAAGAUGGCUUCCCGGAGCUGAACCAUCGCAGCCACUGCUCUGCUGCUGAUUAUGAACAAGGAGAACUAGUAGCGGGGCUAACUUGAUCGGCACCUUGGCCAACAGCUUCGCGGGCCACGAUGCGGCCUCUGGCGCCGGUACAGGCUCGGUAGCAUAUUGGCUGCCCUUAUCUGUGCCAGCCAGCGACACCGGAAGCUGGACAGCAACGCGAGACCAUCCAAACAGUGCGCCAAUUUCAACCACUCACUUCCCGUUGUUGCAUUAGGAUAAACAACUGCCGCCGCUAGCCUCACAACCGCGCAAACCCAGGCGGCCACCACGCGUCACCGUGGCCGUGGGCGUGUGCCACAGACACAUACAACCUGCAUCAGCUUGGCGGAGCAGUCUCCGCUCCCAGUGCCAUUUGCGCAGCAAUAGUGACCACACAACUGAUGCAGCAGGGACGCAUAACGGCCAGUCUGAAGGCCAGCUUUGAGGCCAUCCAUGAAGCGGCUGGUACCACGGCCGAAUUUCGGUUGCAGCAGCCCGGCGGAGUGGCGGCCGGAACAGCUUUGGCCACCAGUGGUGCAUCAGGUGCCACUAGCAGCUCGCACCACCCUCACCACUGCCAGACGCACUACAACAGCCACGGGCAAGGACACCGCAGCCACAGCGGGACUGCAAUCAAUACCAGGAGUAGUUAAACACGGCCCUGGUUGUGCCCACAUGUCUGACUGUGCACAAAACUGGGCACCUCCACGUCUGGCGGCAACUCGAUGGGUAUGCUCUCCACGGCAUCAGCUGUGCCCUCGACGAAUCUCUCAGCCAGUGGCCGGGCCCACGGCUCGCUCUCGAUGGCGGUAGCAGAAGCGGUUUGUUUGGCGGGCCACAAAUCCCAACCCCAAGACCGGGCAACGUGUAUUGCCAGCAGUGCUGGAAAACGCAAUACUUCGAAGGUUUCAAGCACUGAACUAUCGAUAACUUUGUAAGUGCGACCAGUUUAGAUCGUGAUAGAUUCUUUUACGAUAAAUACUGAAAAUUCGGCGUUUUGAAGGUAAAACUUUGCAGGCACACUGCCGCUAAUUGAGUGAAAAUCAUCUUGCAAAAAUAGUUCGUAAAUUGAUGCUGCCUGCUUUCUUGGACCUAGCAGCAACACCGAACAUGCUCCACCUGGAGAUGUUCGAGCCCCCAGGAGUUUCGGGACCGCUUCACAGAGAUGCGCGGGCUCGAUCUUGCAGUGCAAAACGAUAUGGACUCACUAGACAAGAAGGCGCACCUCUUCUUUAAGCAGUGCAAGCGCGACGAGCUACAGCACGAGUCCAUGGACACGGAGUUCCACAGCCUGCGCAGUGAGUACUUAAGGGUUAUGGAGGACGCCGACGAGAAGGUGGCCAUCGCGACACAAAUCCAUGAGCUGGUCGAGCGCUAUUUGCGUCGCCUGGACAGCGAGCUUUUCAAGUUCAAGUGCGAACUGGAGGCGGACAACAACGGCAUCACCGAGAUCCUCGAGCGUCGCUCCCUGGAGCUGGACGGCAACUCAACGGCAGCCACUGCCCUGCUGCUGAGCAUGAACCAGAAGGAGAACCGCUACUACGGCGCCAGCUCGGCCAACAGCCUGGUCAACAGCUCCGCAGGCCACGUUGCGGGCUCUGUAUCCGGCACAGCCUCCACAGUGAUGGCUCUGACCAACGCAGGAGCCCUCGGCAGCAUCUCGGCUGCACAAAUUAGUGCCAGCCAGCGACAUCGGAAGCUGGAAAAGCGACGCGAGACCAUCUGCACGGUUCCUGUUCAGGAGAAGCGCGCCAAUCUCAACCAUUCACUCCCCGUUGUCGCAUCCGGCUCGGCGGUCGCACCAGGAUCAACCCCUGCGUCCGCCACAGCGGCGGCAGCAGUUGCAGCGGCCGCCGCUGGUCUGGCUAGUGUCACAAACGCGCAAGCCCAGGCGGCCAAUCAUGUUGGCAGCAUAGCCACCACGCAUCUUACUCUGCCCGUGGCCGUGGGCGUGAGUGUUGGCGUUACUGGCGGAGCUGGGAGCCUGGCAACCACUUCCCUGACAGGAGCUGCCGGCUCGGUAGUGCGCCAGCUGCCCACUAAUUUGGCUCACAGCGUGCUCACCACUUCUGGAGGAGCGGCCCAGACACAGGGCCAAUCUGUGGGUUCCUCUGCACCGAUUGCAACAUCAGCCACAGGCCAUGGACAUGGCGGACACCCCGCUGCAGGUGCCAAUGCCACGGUCACCUACAACCUACAGCAGCUUGGCGGAGGAGCCUCCGCUUCCAGUGCCAUUGCCGCAGCAGCCAGCCAAGCGAUAGUGGCCACUCAACAGAUGCAGCAGGGACGCAGAACGGCCAGUCUGAAGGCAAGCUAUGAAGCCAUCCAUGGAGCGGCAGGUACCACGGCAGAAUUCUGGUCGCAGGCGGGCCAGAGUGGCCUACAGCAGCCCGGCGGGGCGGCGGCAGUGGCGGCUGGAACAACUUUGGCCACCAGCGGCGCCGCUGGAUCCACUAGCAGCUCGCACCACCCUCACCACUCCCAGACGCACCACACCAGUCACGGCCAUGGACAUGGACAUGGCCACGGGCAUGGACACCACGGCCACAACAGCAGCCACAGCGGGCACAGCAGUCACCACCAGGAGAAGAAGCAGAAGAAGAAGCUUAACACGGCCCUGCCGCUGCCCACGUCUCUGGCUGUACAGACGCUGGGCACCUCCACGUCCGGCGGCAACUCCAUUGCCUCGUCGACCUCAUCCAUGAGCGUGGAUUCGGUGGAUAUGCUCUCUACGGCGGCGGCUGCGGCCACGACGAAUCUCUCGGCCGGUGGCCUGGUCCACGGCUCGCUCUCCAUGACGGCGGCAGGAACCGUUGGUUUGGCGGGCAAUCCCGCCAACGUGGCUGGAGGAGUUCCCGCCGGAGUGGCCAGCAUGAGCCUGCCGACCACUGCGCUAACUCCUGGUUCCAGCCUGACCAUCGGCGAGAACGGACUGGUCGUGGAGCAGACGAACGAGGGCGAAUGGUCGUACGAUCCCAACGAGCCGCGUUACUGCACCUGCAACCAGGUAUCCUACGGCGACAUGGUGGCCUGCGACAACGACGCCUGCCCCUACGAGUGGUUCCACUAUCCCUGCGUAGGCAUUACGCAGCCGCCAAAGGGCAAGUGGUACUGCCCCAAGUGCACCGCCUCCAUGCGUCGCCGGGGCAACCGAAAGAACUGAGGCUGACUUCGCCCGAUGGCCUUCCUUUUCCGCGGCGGUGGCGUCUGGUCGCGCCGUUAGAGCCGAGACGGGAUGAUGCACGGGAUUCUAAUGCGGAGUAUCCAAUUAUAUAAUAAUAUAUAAUAUAUGUAUCCAAAUAAUAUAUAUAGUUAGUAAGGAAGCACGUUUUCUCAUUUCCAAAUAAAACUGGAUUGGUCAAAUAUA